Messenger RNA from Bactrocera dorsalis (oriental fruit fly), 901 nucleotides. RefSeq lists its product as uncharacterized. The transcript has 4 exons. The coding region runs from base 255 to 662 and encodes 135 amino acids. NCBI's taxonomy places the organism in Eukaryota, Metazoa, Arthropoda, Insecta, Diptera, Tephritidae. The record is from RefSeq and is a predicted model, not a curated record.
GAAAAAUGUGAAAAUAUCAGAAAAAAUGGUGUCAAGUGCGGGUUUUUAGUAAUAAAAUGAAAGUGUAAUUAGUGUGCAACCAAUUAAAUGCAAAAAAUCAGUGCGGGCGUAAAAAUUUCGGUGUUAAUACCGCGUUUGAACAUGAGCGCACCUCUGCCGGCGUCGGUAAUAAGUAAAGUGCGUGAAUUAUAGAGAGGAAAUACAAAAUGCGCGUUAAGGCAAAGUGAUACGUAGUUUCGAGUGCUUGAAACAACAUGAAAUUGGAAUACGAUACAAAUCCGUUCAAGCGUCCGAUGAAUGCGCUACAAAAACAAUGGUACCGCGUACUUAUCGCCCGACGUGUUGGCUACGGGCCGCCGCGAUCCUCGAGCAAUGCCAACCAAACGCAAACGUAUCAGCAAGUUUGCCAACGGCGCUACAUGGACGCAUUCCGUCGUUACAAUGCACAGUUCCGCAAGGAAGUGCAGCAGCACGAAUUCAUGCAGCCGACUGCCAUCGAUGCGAUGCGUGUUCACAGAACCUUCGCCAUUACAACACUUUGGCCGCCCUUGCACUCGAAACGUGAAAUAAAUCUGACACUGGAACAAUUGGAGAAUGUUUUGAAUGUCAAAGAAAGGUGGCGUUUGGAGGAGAUACUCAAGCGUGAAACGAAGCGCAGAUAAAGUGGCUACGGAGAGCAACGUGAGACAGGAAGAAUGGGAGUAGAGAAGAAGCGGAGUUGGAAUAAAAAGGGGAGAAAUAAGUUGCAAAUGAGGAAGAUUCGAGAAAUGUACUGGCUGGAGGGAGUGGAUGACAUAUCAAUGACUUGAAGAGCUGAAAUGUUAAAAUGAAAAUUGUUUUGGCUAAAGGAAAAACAAAGAAAGGGCGGGUUCGGAAGUAACAAAAAGCAAUAAGAAUUACU